UACCAUAGAACAGGGAAAACCAGAGAUUUCAGGCCUAGACAAGCUUCUAACAGGUUCAAUACAGCAUCCAGGUUUCACAGAUGAGGAUGUGCAGGAAAUCCCGUUUGAGGAGGACCAACCCUUGGGAGUCCCAGUGGAUCCCAUUAACCACACCCUGGUCAUGAAUGACGAGAUGGAGCUGACCGGAUUAAUCGGAUUAUCCGACGAACCUCCGGAUGACUUUGAGGAACUGAAAAGCAAGAGCAGAGUGGACCACAAAUUUCUUCAAAGUCUGAUUUCAUCUGAAAAGAGGACAAAAAGUACCAGUUUACAGAUAGAGACACCAGAAAAGUUAUUUCAUGCCAAAACACAAGGGGACCCCGAUACGUACGUUUAUACAACUAUGAAUCGUUACAGCUGUUCUAUGCAAUCCACGAUGUCUAGUCUCGUAUCAGGAACCACAACUCUGUCAAGUCAACUGAGUGUAGCCAAGAGAGCACCUCUAACAUUAGUGCCAUCUUCUCAAAAACCAGCACUUCUUAGCUCAGGAACUGCUGAAAACUUGACAGCUGAUUUAGCAAGUGAACUUAACUAUCAGUCUGAUUUAGAGAAACCCAAAGCUACUGGAUUUCUUCAGUCGCUCCUGAAAAACCCGAACAAAGAUUUCAUUGAAAAUUUGCGGUCAGCACAUUCUACCCCUUCCGAGUUUGAAAGAACCCAGGUCUUUGCUUCAGGGGAUGGUAUGGAUGAGACAGCAGUUCUGGACAACACCAUAUGGACAAUGGAAAAGAGGGAUCAUCACAGUUUAGAUAUGAUACAGAAACAUCACAACGUAGUGGAAAAAAUUCAUGUGGAAAGCAACUCUGAAGUGACACAAGUCUUUCAUGGAGGGGAUGCUAUGGAGGAAACAAAAUUAAUUUCAGGGGGAAUUUGGACAGAGGAGGAAAUUCAUAUGAAAGAAAGAGAGAAAACUCGCCUAUACAGUACAGGUGGAAACAUGGAAGAAACGAGAGUGCUCAAGGGUGAAAUUUUGAUGGGAUCGGAUAGAGAUGGUGGGGUGAUGUUCAAUAGUCAAGGAGUUGAAAAACCCUUCCAGCAAGGUUGGGAGGAAACAAAGAUAUUUGUGAAAGAUGAUAACAUGGAAGAAACUAAAGCUCUGACAGGCGGAAUUUGGACUGCAAUGGAAAGUAAUGUCGAAAAUACAGACAGUAAAGGCUCAUUACAGAGUCAGUUUAAGCAAAGCAAGGAGGAGACAAAGAUAUUUGGAAAGGGGGAUAGUAUGGAGGAAACCAAAGCUUUGACUGGAGGAAUUUGGACAGACCUUGAAAGAAGUGUUGGGAAGACAGACAUCAGAAACUCCUUAGGAAGUGUUUUCAAACAAGGAGAGGAAACAAAGAUAUUUGGAAAGGAGGAUAGCAUGGAAGAGACUAAAGCUCUGCUUGGAGAAAUUUGGACCGGCUCAGACAGAAGUUUUGGGGUGAUAGAAAGCAGAAAUCAGGUUGGGAAGAGUUUGAAUCAGGACUGGGAGAAAAUGCAAAUUUUUGGAAAGGAAGACAAUAUGGAAGAAACUAAGGCACUAACGGGGGGAAUUUUUACUGGCCCGGAAGCAAGUGGUGACAAGUCAGGCAAGGGUGAUUCCAUUGUGAAUUCCUUCAAACAAGAUGGAGAAGAAACGAAGAAAGUUACAAAGGAGGACAACAUGGAAGAAACUAGGGCUCUAACAGGAGGAAUUUGGAUGGCAGAGGCACAGUCCAAUGAGAAGACAAAGACUCUCAGUUUAAUGGAAGAAACAAAACCUCUAACUGGAGUAAUUGAGGUAGAGGAUUCAACAAAAGGAGGUAGGAAAGAAGAAGUAAAUGGAAUGGGAGAGCAGAUAGAGAAGUCUAGAAAUCAUGUGCAAGAUGGGGAACAGCAAGUUGUAGCUUCAUUAUUUUCGAAAGAGUAUGAAAACAAGGUGCAUGAAAUGGAAGAGGCUGAUUCUGAUAAUGAUUCAGAAAUUAGCUUUAAUAUCAAGAAAACUGAUACAGACAAUACAACCACUCCACAAGCAGAAAAUGUAUUUGCUGCAAAGAGAACAGAACCAUUGGUUGAAUCCACAGAAAAGGAAAGGUGUGAUGAGGAUAUGGUCAUUGACAAAGGUGAUGGAAACACUAGAACUCUGGCAGAUCUGAAGAACCUCCUCAAGGAACAUACAACUAAAUUUGAUGACAUCUUGAUGAAACCAGUCGAGAGUUUGUCAGUAGUCAAGGACAAUGUCAUAGCAAGCCAGAGUGAAAAUGUAGAGAGACAGGGGGAAAAUAAAACACUGAUGUUCAGCAAUAAAAGUGAUUGGCUGGAAGAAACAAAGAUGGUGACCGCCAAUAUCGAGAUAGGCUCCAAACAAAACAUCAUAUCGAAGCCUGAGAUUUCAGAUCUGCUCAAAGUUGCAGAAAACAAAACAGUUUUAUUUGCUGAUAAAAGUGCAGCUAUGGAUGAAACAAAACCUGUAACUACUAACUUGAUCAGUGACAAUGAACCAUUGGCUUUUGCUUCAGGGGUUGCUGCCCAAAGUCAAAUGGUUUCCGAGACAGUUGAGAAAUUGCCAACAAUUACUGGUAGUAACGUAACCCUUACUUUUGGUAACAACAGUGGGGCUAUGGAAGAAACCAAGAUAACAACAGCAUCACUUACAUGUAUAUCAGUGAAAAAUAAAUUAGAAGGAAAUGAUGUUGCUGGAUUACCCAAAUUAACUGACAGUAUUUGGGCAGAAGGGGAAUCCAAUAUGAAUUUAAAUGGGACACAAAAGACAGAUGAUAAACCAUUAAGUCUUAUGAUGGAAGCUAAUAUGGAAGUUGGACUUCUUGAGCAGGGGCCACCUGAGAAUUUGUUUACAGAUGCCACUCUGAAUUCUACUGUUACAUCCUUUAGACCUGAAAGUACCUCAACCAUUGCAUCACCCUUAGACUCCACCCAGGCACUUCUUAAUAAGGACUGUGACAACAUCACCAUGCCCCGUAACAAUACAACAGCUGUAGAAGAGUCCCUCAUUUCCCAAUUAUCCAUCAACAAGACCGCAGUGGAAUGUGACAUUACUCAGGAUGAUAUCUGGACCGGCCCCACCACAGCCCUGUCUCUGUGUAAUUACCUCCAGGUCGUCAAGCCCUCCUGUCUCAAAGCCUCCAAACUUUACGAACUGCGCAGAACCAGAUGCAGCUUAGUCCAGGAGGAGGAAAUACUUUGUGAUGACCUGAAGAGCAAACUACUGGCUGAAUUAACAGUGAAGCCCCAUAUUGAAGCUCAGAUGGAAAUCAAUGCUCAAAUGAAGGCAGAAGUUGAAAAGAAGAAGGUAGAAAUAGAGGAAUUGGAGGAGAAAUGGCUGACAGAUCCACCUGAAAUUUUUCACUACGCCCAGACCUGCAGCCCAGCUCAGAAAGUAGAAUUAAGGGAGAAGAUGGUAGCCAUGAGUAAUGUGUGUACCAGACUCGGAAAAAUUGAAUGGAAAAAGGCCUCAUUACAAGCAGCUACUUUAGAAUUACAAAAAAUUCAGGAAGGCAUUGGGAAGCUGAAUUUAGAAGUGGGAGAAAUUCUUCAGAUGGCCACAGAUGCUAUGCAAAACAUAGAACUUGUAAACCAAGAGUUGUCAGAUAUGGAUGAAGAAAUAUUAGAAAUGAAACAAACUCCUGUUCCAUCAGAGGAGGAAAUGCAAGAGUAUUUGGCAUUAAAGGACGAGAUACAGAACAAACAAGCAGAUUUAACAAAUAUGAAGAAUGAAGAAAUGAGUAUGGCUGAGGCUAACAGAAGGCUGGCUGAGGAGCAUGCAGCUCUUGCUCAGAAGUUGUCAGAAAAAGUGAGACAGGAGUCACAAAAAGAAAACAUGCAGGAACUUCAAAACCAGGCACGGAAAAUACACAACGAAAUUCAACUUUUAUAUGGAAUGAGUGGAUGGUAUUUUGAUGAGUCUAGUUUCAGAAGUGGUCAUAAAACUUUUAUGUUCAGCAAAAGAAAACUAAGACUAGAAAUAAGUCACGAUGAAGAGGAAAAAAUAACGUCCAUUGAAAUGAUGACCUGUGACAAAGAUGUUCAGUGUAGGAGAGAGCAAUUUUGUUAUCAUUUAGCAGUAGAAGCUGUUAAUGGGGUCUACUUGAAACAAAAGUACUCCAGUCUAAAUGAUCUUCCUCAGAAUUUACCUAAGAACAUUGAUGUGCGUGUGAAACACUGA
Molecule: messenger RNA, 4177 nt
Organism: Saccostrea cuccullata (small rock oyster)
Lineage: Eukaryota; Metazoa; Mollusca; Bivalvia; Ostreida; Ostreidae
Exons: 17
Source: RefSeq, a predicted model, not a curated record